Messenger RNA from Haliotis rubra (blacklip abalone), 996 nucleotides. RefSeq lists its product as uncharacterized. Lineage: Eukaryota; Metazoa; Mollusca; Gastropoda; Lepetellida; Haliotidae. The transcript is spliced from 3 exons. Gene Ontology annotation, biological process: regulation of transcription by RNA polymerase II. Gene Ontology annotation, cellular component: transcription regulator complex; nucleus. The coding region runs from base 51 to 839 and encodes 262 amino acids. The record is from RefSeq and is a predicted model, not a curated record.
CGAGGCGGACUACACGAGGCACGCGAUCACGGAGCGAGCUGUAGCAGUUUAUGAAAAACAUGGGCAACCCGCGGCAGCUCGACGUGGCUCUCAUCCGAGCAAUUAUGGACCAUCCAGUCUUCUACGAUAAAAACUCCUGGGGCUAUAACGAUAUCGAAGCCAAGGAAAAACUAUGGACGGAGAUCGCGGCCAGUCUGAACUUGGAAGUCGAUGCCUGUCGAGCGCGCUGGAAGAAUCUUCGAGACACCUUCGUGAAGAGUCGUCGGAAGAAACCCCAGUUUAGGAGAGUUGGCACCAAGUUCGUGCGGCAGACCCGCGUCAACAGAUGGCGCUACACUGACGAAAUGGCGUUUCUCGUCCCCUACCUCAACCUCCGAGAACCAGAGAAAGCUGACAGCACUAUAACCGACGACACAGAGUUCGAAAUAACCACCAACGACAUCAAGGAAGACCUAGACCAGGAGGGUCUGGCGCAGGAGGAGGAAGGGGAGACAACCCGUCAGAGUCGGAAAAGAAGCAGAGCAAGUAAUCAGACCAAUAUCCGACCAUCGUGUUCCUCCCAGGACCCGGAUGAAGCCACGGAAGAGAGGCCGACAAAGGUGUACCACCAGCCGAUGUUGGCAGCUCCUCAGGAGAUGGACGACAUUGAGUCAUUCUUCUACAGCAUGGGCCAAAGCGUCCGAAAUCUGCCAAAACAUUUACACAGUCGCGUGAAGCUGAGAGUGUGUCAGGUCGUGACGGAGGCGGAGGUAGAGUUCCACACCCCAACUGUUACAGUGUACAGUGGCGAGGAGACGCUUGAUGUGAAACCUGUCAUAGAUCUGUAUCAGACCUCGUGAUCACACAUGUUAUGUAUCUAUACGUAGUACCCGGAUUUAAUGAUCCAGAAUCAUAUACGGUGGUAUCAGGUCGAUGGAGUCAAGACCUGUGUAUUUUGGGGACAUAGGGUGGUCCAUAGGAGAAUGUGAGCUGUGGAUAGACAAUGCGGUAUAACAU